GUAGGAAGUAGCAAAUAACUUUACAGCUGGCUAGCGAUUUAUACAGUGAAUGUGUUAAAAUAAUUGUUGGAUUGACCAAAAAAAAAAAAAUAACGUUCUCGUCAGCUAGCCUGCGUCAUUGGAUCAGCCAUGGGAAAGGGUGGUGGUACAUUUGAGAGGCUUCUUGAUAAAGCAACCAGUCAGCUGCUGCUGGAGACAGACUGGGAGUCCAUCCUGCAGAUCUGUGAUCUCAUUCGUCAAGGAGACACACAGGCGAAGUAUGCCAUCGGAGCCAUUAAGAAGAAGCUGAUGGAUAAGAACCCGCAUGUGGUCCUUUAUGGUCUUGAGGUGUUGGAGUCAGUAGUGAAGAACUGUGGUCAGACGGUCCAUGAUGAGGUGGCCUGUAAAACCACCAUGGAGGAGCUGAAGGAUCUACUGAAGACGGAGCCCAACGUGAGGAAUAAGAUCCUUUACCUGAUCCAGGCCUGGGCCCACGCCUUCCGCAACGAGCCCAAAUACAAGGUGGUUCAGGACACGUACCAGAUCAUGAAGGUGGAGGGUCACGUGUUUCCAGAGUUCAAGGAGAGUGACGCCAUGUUCGCUGCAGAGAGAGCUCCAGAUUGGGUGGAUGCGGAGGAGUGUCAUCGGUGCCGGGUUCAGUUUGGAGUGAUGACUAGGAAGCACCACUGCAGGGCCUGUGGUCAGAUCUUCUGUGGGAAGUGUUCCUCCAAGUACUCCACCAUCCCCAAGUUUGGCAUCGAGAAGGAAGUGCGUGUGUGUGAGCCCUGCCACGAGCUGCUCAACAACCACCCUUCCCUCUCUCCCCCGCCUAGGAAAGCUGAAGGGGGUAAACCGGUCGGGACAACCACGUCCGUGGCCCCAGGCCCGGCAGAGCUGCCCCCAGAGUACCUGACCAGCCCCCUGUCCCAGCAGUCUCAGGUAGUGGUCCAGGAAACAGUGCCCCCCAAACGGGACGAGGCGGCCCUGCAGGAGGAGGAGGAGCUUCAGCUGGCCAUCGCCCUAUCACAGAGCGAGGCUGAGGAGAAGGAGAGGAUGAGACAGAAGAACUCGUACGGGGUCUACCCCAAAGCUGACCCCGCCCCAGUCACCUCCUCAGCCCCGCCCGUCAACUCACUCUACUCCUCUCCUGUGAACUCCUCUGCUCCCUCAGCUGAAGAUGUCGACCCUGAGCUGGCUCGCUACCUGAACAGAACGUACUGGGAGAAGAAACAGGAAGAGGCACGUAAGAGUCCCACCCCCUCUGCCCCUGCCCCCGUACCAUUGGCUACUGAGCCCCUGCCAAUCAGCCAGCCCCAGCCAGUGGAAACUGUCGCACCACUCCCAGCACAAGUCGUCAUGGCCCCGCCUCCAGUCAACAUAGUGGAGCAGCAGUAUCAGAACGGUGAGUCGGAGGAGAACCACGAUGCGUUCCUGAAGGCUCUGCAGAACGCGGUCACCACCUUCCUGAACCGUAUGAAGAGUAACCACAUGCGUGGUCGCAGCAUCACCAACGACAGCGCCGUGCUCUCCCUCUUCCAGUCCAUCAACACCAUGCACCCCCAGCUACUGGACAUCCUCAAUCAGCUGGACGAGAAGAGACUGUACUACGAGGGUCUGCAGGACAAGCUGGCCCAGGUGCGUGAUGCGAGAGCCGCCCUGAACGCCCUACGAGACGAGCACAGAGAGAAGCUGCGUCGUGCUGCCGAGGAGGCGGAGAGACAGAGACAAAUCCAGCUGGCCCAGAAACUAGAGAUCAUGAGACAGAAGAAACAGGAGUACCUAGAGAUGCAGCGUCAGCUGGCCAUCCAGCGGCUCCAGGAGCAGGAGAAGGAGAGACAGAUGAGGCUGGAGCAACAGAAACACACCAUCCAGAUGAGAGCCCAGAUGCCUGCCUUCCCCAUGCCCUACGCACAGAUGCAGUCUUUGCCCCCCAACGUGGCAGGAGGGGUGGUGUACGGGCAGCCGGGGGGACCCCCCAGUUACCCAGGCACCUUUAGCCCCUCAGGGUCAGUGGAGGGGUCGCCCAUGCACAACGUCUACAUGAACCAGCCUGGACCAGGACAGUACCAGGCCAUGCCUCCAGACCCCAACAUGUACAUGUACCAGCCUGCAGGAACCAAUGGGCAGCCUGCACCCCCUGGCCAGGCCCCGCCCACUACUAGCCCCGCCUACUCUAACUACCAGCCCACACCCACACAGGGAUACCAGCAGAACGUGGUGUCCCAGGCCCAGUCUCUGCCCCCCAUGUCCCAGCCUCCUCCCACUAACGGUAUGUCCUACGUGGCCUACCCUCCACCCUACGCCAUGCAGAGUAUGAUGGCAGCCCUACCUGGGCAGGACCCCAACAUGCCCCCACAACAACCCUACAUGCAGGGCCCAGGACAACAGCCCAUGUACCAACAGAUGGCUCCCCCUGGUGGCCCCCAGCAGCAGGUUCAGCAGCAGCAGCCUCCGCAGGUCCAUCCAGGCAGCGAGGCACAGCUCAUCUCCUUCGACUGAUCCAUCCACCUGGCUAGCUCAACUUAACAUUACCACCUGCUGCUGGCAGGGUUCAACACACUACUACACCCUCUCUCUCCUCUUCUGUCUUCACCUUUCUCCUCUUCUGUCCUCUCUCCUCUUCUGUCCUCUCUCCUCUUCUGUCCUCUCUCCUCUUCUGUCCUCUCUCCUCUUCUGUCCUCUCUCCUCUUCUGUCCUCUCUCCUCUUCUGUCCUCACCUCUCUUCUGUCCUCUCUUCUCAUCUGUCCUCACCUCUCUUCUCCUCUUCUGUCCUCCUCUCUCUCUCUCUGCUGGGCUUGUGGCCUGGAUUCCCCAACAAACACACAUGUUUCUCACAUUGUUUCUGUUACGGCAAUGUUGUGAAAUAUUAUAGUUCUGUAACAGACAUGUUACCUCUCCUCCUAGCCAUCCUCUCUCCCCCAGCUGACAUGGCGGAUGAGAGGAGUGAGGAGGGGGUUAGGUAGUGUUACUAUGUACCAUGCGUACCCCAGGGUUGUAUUCACUAGGAACCUAGACGGGGAGGGACUACCUGAACUUAUAAGAAACACUUCCCCUUUUAAUGUGUUUUGCUACAGUGUUCUGUCCUAAUCUCACCUCUCUGUCUCUCUCUCUGUCUCUCUCUCUGUCUCUCUCUCUGUCUCUCUCUCUGUCUCUCUCUCUGUCUCUCUCUCUGUCUCUCUCUCUGUCUCUCUCUCUCUCUCUCUCUCUCUCUCUCUCUCUCUCUCUCUCUCUCUCUCUCUCUCUGAUAAUGUAUGUAGUCUUUCUCUUCUGAAACUAAUAUCUGAAGCUCAUCUAGUCAGUGGUAUAAUAAAGGAACAAAUCAAAUACAAAUGGAAUCUAAGACAAGACCAUAGCCGUCCUUUCUCAUAUUUGAAUAAGCUAGUUGCAUGUUAAAGUCGUUAUUUCCAUGAACAUGUCAGGUGUUACAGCAGUAACUGUUCUGGGGUCAUAUUGUGGUGAUUGGACAUGUUUCAUACUGCCUGAUUGGUUGACAGGGGCUGUGAGAGUGAAUGGAGAGAUGAGUGAAGGAAGAUGUAGGACGGAGCACAGAAAGCACCUCUAACAGGUUCCAGGGUUCUAGUGAGAGUGUCAGAGACACACAGAGCUCAUUUUAAAGUAUAGAUGGGUCGUCUUAUGUUGCUACGGCUUGGUGGUGUUUUUCACUAAAGCUUUUUGAGUUGAUGAUUGAGAACUUGGGAGAAAGAAAGUACCUUUUUUAUUAGGUUUUACACUUCUGACAUCUUCUCACCAAUCAGACUGGCUGAGGGGAAGCAGUAUGGGACUACAAUAGAACACUUACAUCCAGUGUGGAACUACAAUUCCCAAUAUUCACAGCUCCAGAGACCGAUUACCACCAUCACUCUCUCAAGGUGUCCCGUGUCGCAACUGUUGACAUAAUGGGUCUCUCCCAACAACUCCAUUAACCACAAUGCCUUGCAUCACACUCCAGGAGGAACUAGUGUGAAUAUUACUUAAGACUACAAACAUAGUUCCAUUGCCAAAUAUUAAUUAGCAGUUAUCCAGAGGGUUGCAGUCGGGUCAAUAUGGCUGUUUACAAAGGCAGUCCCAUUCUGAUCUUUUGACCAAUUAGUGGCAAAAGAUCUGACCUGAUUGGUCAAAAGAUCAAUUCGUGUCAAAACCCCCAGAAUGGGUCUGCCUGUAUAAACACAGCCUAUGAGCGAGUAGAGAGACCCUCUGACUGGGUGUGUCCUAAAUAGCACUCUUUUUCCAGUAUAGUGCACUACUUUUGAUAAAAGCCCUAUAGGUGUGUAUCUGUGGGUGCUGAGGUGUAGACAGGGCUGAGGUGGAGUUAUCUGUAGAGGGGGACUCUACAUUAGAUGGGCAUCCAUUUUGUUUCUGGUGCUAGUUUCAGUAAAGUUCGGUUUAAUCACAAAGCCAUUUCCUCAAUUCCUCGAUUCCUUUCCUUGGUUCUUCACUAGGAGAGAGAGCGAGGACGUAGGGGAGGGAAUCAGGCAAUCACCUUUUGAGAUCCACCCUUUCAGAGUGUCUUUUAGAACCCUGUGGGCCGGGAGUGGAGAGGUGGUGGUUGUCAGUUCUUCAGGGUAUGUGCAUGUGAUGUAACAUGUGAUGUAACAUCCACCCAAUCAGUGACUUCUUAUGGAACCCCCUUUGACGCCAUCUUUGAACUUAUUUACUUCACCAUUAAUGAUCUUCUUUCUGUCUGACUUCUUUAAAGUCAUUUUAAGAUUAUAUUUAAUAAAUAUCUUGUUCUUCUCUUGUC
Messenger RNA from Oncorhynchus masou masou (cherry salmon), 4720 nucleotides. Its product is annotated as hepatocyte growth factor-regulated tyrosine kinase substrate-like. Gene Ontology annotation, molecular function: ubiquitin binding; phosphatidylinositol binding; metal ion binding. Bases 130 to 2478 code for a protein of 782 amino acids. Gene Ontology annotation, cellular component: early endosome. Lineage: Eukaryota; Metazoa; Chordata; Actinopteri; Salmoniformes; Salmonidae. The transcript is spliced from 20 exons. The record is from RefSeq and is a predicted model, not a curated record. Gene Ontology annotation, biological process: endocytic recycling; receptor internalization.